This is a messenger RNA of Lethenteron reissneri (Far Eastern brook lamprey), 8967 nucleotides long. RefSeq names its product alsin-like. Gene Ontology annotation, biological process: regulation of GTPase activity; endosomal transport. The record is from RefSeq and is a predicted model, not a curated record. NCBI's taxonomy places the organism in Eukaryota, Metazoa, Chordata, Hyperoartia, Petromyzontiformes, Petromyzontidae. Gene Ontology annotation, cellular component: intracellular membrane-bounded organelle; cytoplasm. Gene Ontology annotation, molecular function: small GTPase binding; guanyl-nucleotide exchange factor activity.
CCUCCCCCCGGCGCGGAGUUCGCUCCGCGCGGUGCCACCGAGCGCGGCACCAAACAACAACAACAGCAACCACAGCAGUAGCAGCGAGUGGAGCGUGUGACAACCACAGCAGCAGCAGCAUCUUUAUAUAGACGGGGUCCCUCGUCUGUUGUGUGUGCAAUCAUAAUAUACUCAUGGGCUGCGAUUAAGACCGUUGGGAGCAAGCAUUUGGCCUGAACAUCACGGAGGAUGGAAGAUUUUGCCAGCGCAGAUGGUGAGGAUGUGGAGGAGCAGCAUGGAUUGGCUGUGGUGUGGGAGGGACCAGGGCCCUUCAUGGUGCCGAGGCUGCUGAAAUCUCUGUCCGGCAAACCGGUGGUGCAAGCUGCACUGGGCUGGUCGCAUACCCUGCUCCUCACUCGCGAUGGUGCCGUGUACAGCUUUGGCCAGCAGCCCUGGCAGGACCAAGCGUAUGUCUUUGCGCAGGAGCCCCGUCGGGAGAUGGGACUGGCGGGAGUGGAGGUGGUGUACAUUGCCGCCGGAGCCCGUCACAGUGGGGCUGUCGGCAGCUUGGGCGACGUGUACAUGUGGGGCAGCAAUUUGCACGGCCAGUGUGCGGUGAGGGACACCGAGGAGGUGCAGGGACCUACCCUCGUGGCGUUCGAGCCCAACAGGGACCCCGACGCGUCUGGGGCAGCCGUGCAGCCGUCCGCAUCGCCCCGGAAUUGUGCCGGCUCCAGGGGACGCCUGCACGUCUCCCUGCUGGCAUGCGGGCACACGCACACCUUGGCCUGGUCGCAGACGUCUGACGAGAUGUGGGGCUGGGGGAACAGCUCGCAGCUAUGCCACGCCGCCACCGCCGACCCGCCGGCCGCUUCCGCAAGCCGCAUUCAGUACCAGCCGCGGAGAAUUGAGCACUUUGUGGGGGUGAAGGUGAGGCAGCUCGUGUGUGGAGCCUUGCACAACCUGGCCCUCGUGGAGGUGCUCCAUGAGAACCAUGCACCAGGGCUUGCUCAGCCGCCUGCGGCGCAACCCGUGCUGUCAAGAAACGUGACGGCUGGUAGUGACAAUUUUACUGCAAGCGGUGAGUGGAUGAGUUUAACUGAGGAUGCGCUGGAAGGGAUUUCCAUUCGCAUUGAAGACAGGGCCAAAGAGGAUCGUAAAAAUUCAAAUCGUAGCGAUAGAGGAAUGCGCCUUAAGACAUUUGUGAGCGAUGACCUGUCAAGUUCUUUCGAGGAUAGUUUCAAAAUGAAUGAUUUGAAAAUUGACACUAAUAUCUGGUUAUCUGAUGACGAUGAUUUGAACAUUGAGAAAAAUAUCCAUGAGCCUCUUCAUAAUGUGAACCCGAAAAAAGUCAACGUGGCCGAUGUUGAUGAAGCUGACCAAGAGGUCUCAGAAGUUGGCAAAGUCGCGGUGAUGAGGUGCGUCCGGCAUCUUUCACAGAAGAAGAAAGUGAGUCCGGCUGUAGCACCGGCGAACUCUGUGUUUGCGUUCGAUUCCGAAGCACUGGACUCAUCCACUGAGCACUUUCUCUCGAGUGACAGCGUCUCCGAGAAGCAGAUGUCUCCUGUGUACGAGCACAUCAGGCGCUUUCGCCACAGGAGCACCAGGAGGAAGGAGACAAUGGGAAGGCAGCCAGAGGUGCCACGGAGUCAGAGCUUGAAGGGUAGGGGAAUGAAUGUGCUGCAGGUCACCCCCGAUAACCCCGCGGUUAGGCCAGCAAUUCCGGCAGAAUGCGCAGCGGCCUCGAGGACAGGUGCACAAGCAGAGGAGUGCAGAAAUUCUGCGAGCAUCGACACGAACCAGCUCGGGCACAAUCGCAACACCAAAGAAUUUAAACCAGAGCUUGAUCAUGGCUUCGCGGCGGGCGGUGGUGCGGCGAGCGCCGGUGAGAGCCCGCCUAGCGCCACGAGCACUACUGUGAACUGGGAGGGAGGGUGGCAGACGACGAGCACCCAGCCCCGCCGGCAGCGCCUCGAGGUGUGGAGCUGGGGGGACGGCCAGGACGGGCAGCUGGGACUCGGAGACACCCUCUCCAGGCUGAUGCCUCAGUGUAUUCAGAGUUUGGUUGGUGAAGAGAUCAUCAAAUUGGCGGCAGGAGACUUCCACUCCCUCGCACUUACCAGCACCUCAAAGGUGUACAGCUGGGGCAGGAACCGCAGUGGACAGCUGGGGCACGACAAGCUGCGCUGUCUGACGCCGCACCUACUGGAGACUCUGCCGGCCGGCGAGGUGCUGGACGUGGCAGCGGCGGAGGAGCACUCGCUGUUUGCGAUCAACCGCGAGGAUUCCUACGACAGCCGUGUGUACUACUGUAGCCGCCUGGCGGGGCACGGCUCCGGGGCGGACGAAAUGCAGGGUCCUCCAAUCGUCCAUUUGCCCCUGCCUAAUCAGAAGCUGCAGGUGACCCAGGUGCAGGCGGGCGGUGAGCAGAGCCUGGUGCUCGCCCUGCAGACUGCACCUCCGCCGUACUCGCAGCUGCUGCAUGAAUUCUUCAAGAGCGAGAGGGACUACGUGCAAGUUCUCGGCCGCAUGAAGGAUGUCGUCUUCCAUCCUCUGCUGCAAGAAGGUGGGCUAGACCGCACGCUGCCACCUGCCGUGGCCACGUCCGUCCAGCUGCUGCUCAGCCGAUUCAGCUCGCUCGUGUCCAUGCUGGAGAACGCGCUCUCCGCCAUGGCCUCCAGCCUCAAGGCCUCCGCCCGGCCCGGCACCUCGGAGGUGUCGUCCAGCUCUCCGCAGCCCAUGACGUCGUCGCCAUUAGGCCGAUCGACCUCGGCCACGGAGGACCCCUUUGCGGGUCACGUGCACAUCCGGAGCGUGCAUGUGGUGACGGAGCAGACUGCCAUUCAGGACGCCUAUUCAGAGUAUUUUUCAGCGUUGACUAACCUGUUGGUCAUUAGGGGUUUAGAAAGCAUCAACAGCAACAGCAGCUACUAUCGGCAACAAGAGAAGAAAGUUUGGGAGCUGGCGCAGCUCAUGGAGACCCUCGGCAGCAGCCAGGGCGUGGUGGAGACACUUUACUGCAUACUCAUGGCCCCAGCCACCCACAUGCAGAACUACUCCAUGUUCGCCACCUGCCUGCUUACGUGCUUCCCCAUGGAGUCACCGCAGUAUGAGUGGGCAAAGGCCGUGAGCCUGAAGUGGGACACCUUCUACAAUGAUGUCAAGAACCUUAUCGAACAAGCGUACAGCACCAGGGAGUUCUGGCUUCAUAAGACCAGCAAGAGCCUGGAGAACCUGUGCGUGCCCACUCGUCGGGUCAUCAAGGACAGCAUCUCGCUUCCGCUAUCGCCUGUCAAGACCUCUCGAUUCGCCACACAUCGCUACAUCCUCUUUAACGACAUCUUCCUGCACACAAAGGGCGCCACACAAACCGUCUACUGUGUUUCGACCAUAUGGGUGGAAACGCUCAACGACAACAACCAAAAUGUGUAUGGCCUAAGGGUCUACACUCCUGAAGAAGAGCUGCAUCUGGCAUCUUCAACAGCUUUGAACAGGGACACUUGGAGAGAUACCUUCGAAAGGGUCAUCCGUGAGUCGAUUGGGCAACCCAGCAUCGGAGGGGCCACCAGCCUGCUCAGCCUGGCCUCCCGGAAGGGCAGCCUGCUCUGUGCGGGCCAAGGCAGCCCGGCUCUCUCCAGGAAUGAAAGCCUGGGCAGUGUGGGUCAGCCGAGCCCAGCGAACUCACGGAGAGGCAGCCUGCUCAGCCUUGGGCACUCGAGCACAGCCUCGGGCUCAUCGCCACAGGACAGCCCAGGUCACAGGGGUCAUGGGAGCCUCUCCCUACGCACGGAUUGUGGAUACACGUUCCGCAAGCUCCCCCAACUCCGCGGUGCACACUACUACGGCCAGUGGUGCGAUGGGAAACCCCACGGCUGGGGAAGGAUGACAUGGCCUGAUGGGAGGACGUAUAUAGGAAAUUUCAAGUUUGGAUCUGAGCAUGGGUACGGGAAGUACACGGUGGUCAACGCAAGCACGGGGAAAAAGGAGAAGUACUGCGGGGAUUGGAGAGAAGGCAAGAUUAACGGAUACGGCCUUUACAAACACACGGAUGGGGAGGUGUACGAGGGCUACCUCAUGGACGGUGUACGACACGGCCACGGAAUGCUGCUGAGCAGCAAGGGGGAACACGCCGGCGGUGUCUACGUGGGGCAUUGGGCCUCCGGCAAGAGGGCCGGCUACGGCGUCUACGAGAAUGUGAGCAGGGGCGAGAAGUACAUGGGCACGUGGGAGGACGACACGCGGCACGGGAAUGGGCUCUGUAUCACGCAGCAUGGCAUCGUCUACCAGGGCACCUUCAUCCGCAACAAGAUGGUGGGAUCGGGCAUAUUAAUGACAGAUGACGACACCUUCUUUGAAGGGGAGUUCUCUGAUGAGCGCAUUCUCAAUGGGAAGGGCGUGCUCACCAUGCCCAACGGGGACUACAUCGAGGGCGUUUUCACCGGUGAGUGGGGCAGCGGCAUCAAGAUCAGCGGCACCUUCCAGACGGCGCCUCCGUCCGACUCAGUGGACUACGGCGUGCCACAGCCGCCCAACGGCAGGGUGUUGUCCCUCGCAGUGCCGGCGCGGGACAAGUGGAGCGGCAUCUUCCAGGAGUGCUGGGCCCAGAUGGGCUGCGCCACUCCUAGCAACAGGGACCUGCACCGUGCCUGGGAAAAUAUCGUCAUGUCCUACACCAUGGACAGAACUCACAACAGCUCGAUCAUGACGGAGGAGCCACAGUCGGAUGGAGAGGAGAACAGCAUUCUGCAGACAGUGCCGCUCUACCAGCAAGGGAAGAUGAUGACUCUCCAGGACUACAAGGCCAUGCAGGCAUACCUCAAGAUGGCAUUCGGCAGCUUGCAGCACCCACUGGGCCGGUUGCUCGACAUGCUCGUCACGGCCUUCCGAGCAACCUACGUCGGUAUCGGCUCCGACCGGCGGCUUCUGAGCACUGCGUUGGCCGAGAUUUCCUACUACGUGGAGCGCAUAUUCGCCAUCAUCCAGUUCCUGUUUCCAGACUUGCCGGAGGAAGAAAGCAGGGUUGUAGAAUUGAAUUCCUCUGACCCUGACGGCAGUGCUGAUGAGGCCUGGGAGGUGGUGACACGGAACGGGCUCAUCCUGCCCCUGCUGCUGCCCGGCCUCUACCCUCAGCUGCUGGCGCUCUAUCAGCUCCAGGACGAGGAGAGCGUGACCUGCUACUGGGCCAACCUCACAUACCUCAACCGGCAGCCGGACCAGGCCCUGCUGCGCUACCUCGAGGCGAACCCGAAGCUGUGGCCACUCUCCGAUGCUCAGCAGGCAGACAAACAGAUGCAGGAGCAGAAGAACCAGUGUUUUGGGAAGGCGGUGACUUGUUUGAAACUCAUCAGUGCCAAGUUCACGCCGCGGGAGAAGCUGGCGGUGCUGGGGGACACGUUCCGUGCCAUCACGGCGGCCGUGGAGGAGGCCCGGCAGCAGCGCUGCAAGUGGGCGAUGGACGACCUCAUCCCCGUUUUCAUGUUCGUUGUUCUGCGUGCAAGGAUCCGACACUUGGGGGCCGAGGUGCAGCUCAUUGAGGAUCUGAUGGAUGACCACCUGAGAGACGGGGAACAGGGCAUCAUGCUCAUCACCCUCAAGGCUUGCUGCUACCAGAUCCAGCGAGAGAACUCCCGCUAGGACAGCAGAGGAAUGGCUCCACUGGCUGGGAGGAGGGUGACGGUGAGCGCGCCUGCCUCCUCUUCCCUCCAUGCUGCUGUCCUCGUGCCGAGUGUACUCGCUCCACCUGGGGGCCGAGAUGCCCUUUUUACCCUCGCGCAUCCGAGCCGCACCAGCGCAGGGUCCUCUCAUCAUGGGUUGUUUCUUUCACUGGCUAUUUGCCAACGCAAGCCAGAACUAUGUCGUGAUACACUUGCCUCACAAGACAUGAAUCUGGCUCGGGGCCGUGCAUGGCCAAGGGUGGGGCUAAUGAACGUGAUCAUCGCAUCGGACAUCAGUCGGUGCACUCAAAGAACACGGCGUGACCAAGUCGUCGUCUGCAUACGUCGGUGGCACGGCCUGGCUUUAUGCAGUGGAAAAACAUGCCGGGCUGCCCGACAUGGCCGUAGCGCGGUUUGGAUGUGCCAGUGGGAGAGAGGUUACAAGACACCAUCCUCGCAAGGUUUCUUGAGGAGAACCCACAUCACCAGCUUGAAUUGUAUUCUCAAAGUGUGCUGUUUCACGAAUCGGUAUAAAGUUGUUUCCGCGUGCAAGCAAAGCAAAACUGCGCAACCCAAUAGUCAUGCGUAAGAUGGGUUGCGUGGGGAAAAAUAUCAUCAUGUUUGACUUUUAUAAAGUAAAUCAAGUGUGACACUACUGGACUGCGUAAUAAUAAGAAAUAAUAUCAUUGUCGAAUAGUAUUUGGCAACGUAAGCGUGGCCGUUCCGUGGGCACGCGCUUCAAUCUUUUUGCUGUAAUCGUUGUUUCCUCGUCGCUCGGUGAUGUUUGUCUGAUUGUUCCGAUGUUUAUUUGUCAAGUUCCCUUUUUACCCUUUGGUAUGCAGUAGUUGGUCUCUUUGACCAAAUCGUUUUUAGAAAAAAAACGUAUCUUGGACCAAGCUUGAAACUCUGUAAAGCUGGAACAUUGGACGGUCGAUCGAUCGUGCUUUUUGUAAAUUAUUCGAGCGGUAAAGAUUGUCUUGUUGUUGCACUGUACUCGACCCCAACGUCUGUGCCCCCCUCACUUUCACCAACCCUCAUUGACCAGGGUGGUGCUGUAUGCUCAAAUACCAUGACCCACACAAGGUAGGGAUGCCUUUAUCCAGCAGUGGAUAAAAAAAAGAGCGAUACUUGAAACAAAUCGAUAAAAAUAUCUUAAGUUUGCAUUAUCCGCAUCGAAACGCAUAUAUUAGAUUUAUGUUCUGCAUUAUUUUGCAUGUAAUGACUUAAUGUGAACCCUCCAGCCACUAGAGGCCUCUACAUUGUUCACAAUGUUAAACGUAUUGACCCUUGUCAACUCCAACCUGGAAACUCUAAAUCAUGACAGUUAAUUGAGUCUCCGGUGCGGUGUGACUCGCACCACCUCCCUACUUGACAGUUGAAUGUUGAGGCAGGGUGUUAGGUGGGCGUGGAUUUAACCAGGAUGGGGUGCUAGGCUUUUUCUCUCUUCCAUAAUCACGGCCUCCGCUCAAGAUAAACUGUUGGACAGCAUACCUGGCUUUAACGAAUCGCAGCAUGUGCCGAGUGGCCAACCCUCGGAUUGGAACGAUGGACCGGUCCAUUUAAUUGAGCAAUAUGGACGCUUGAUCUCACAAAAUAUUUUGAUGUGUCAUGUGUUUUUACGAAUUUGUUUUUGACUCCCGUGUGAUCUCUAAUAGGUUCACAUCACUCCCACCCCCGGAGGCUCUAGAGCCUACAAUUCACUGCAGUGUUAAAUUGUGUCGGGUGUUUUUUUAAUCGAAUCACAAUGCUGAAAGAUGACAAUUAUUUGACUCGCCAUGUCUGGUAUCCUCUUGACAAGUUGCUCAGUGUCAUCGUGCACCGUACCGAAUGCACAUUUUUGUAACAUUUGGCCCACACCCGAGAGAUUCCUCUUGUCCUGCCUGGGGUUACGUGGGUUCCCAGAGCUCUGAAAAAAGCUUAAUUCAUGUGCUCUACAACAUCUAAAGAGAUUUGUGAAAACAGAUAAUGAUUGAAUCUAUGUUGGUUCCUCCUCCCUUCUCCCCAGCACUGCUGGUCUGGAAUUGUAACCAGUGCUAUCGUCGUAAAUGCGCCGAGAACUAUACAAUGCCCUUCGCUGUAAUCGAUUUUGUUACAUUCUGAUGGGUCUCGGGUUUCUUCCUAGUCCACAAGCAGGUUGGCAUACACCAGAUGUGAUGCAACUCGACAUUCAAAUGGCUCGUGUAGAUAUGUGCCUGCGCUGUGCAUCCCGUACUAUCUGACACUCAUUUGAACCUUGGUGAAUUGGAACAUGAAACCUACAUCCAAGUGUGUUUCAUUCUCGCCCUCUUGUAACAUCAUUCUCCAUCGACACACCUAUUUGAUUUACAUCAGUGGGGCGAUGCAAGUAGAGUAUUCUUAUUGCAGCACACUUGUUAUUAUGUAUGUUGAACAUCUUUCGCGUGGGAAGGACGACACUUGACCAUAAUGUUUAGGUACUUUUAUUCCAUUUACAACAUAUCAAACUCUACUUUGGACGGUGCUGAACACAGACCCUAGGCACAUGUCUGUCAACAGGAUAAAUGGUACCUGGGUCACUGGGGAUGAAUGGGAUUCAUGAAACUCGUUUUAUUUGUUAAUUCUCGCGGGCCAUGUAUGUGUUGCUUAACGUUCGCUAGUGGUGUAAUACGUCGCUCAUCCUAAGAACACUCGCAUACCUAUGUAUGUCUAGCGCGUGAAUGUAUCUCACAUGUAUGCAAGUUAGAUGAUUGUGUGCAAUGUUUUCACGUAUUGUAGUAAUUGCAAUCCUACUGAUUUGUUUUCUUUUGUACUAUUGCAGGGAAAAAUCAUGACUUUGUGUUCUCACAGCCAGGUUAUUGUUUUUAACUUAUAAACUUCAAACGGCAUUAUUCUCCUUGUUCAUUGAUUUCUACUCUGUGUUUGAUGUGUAUGAUCAUUUUACGAUGCUGGAUUUAAGUGACUUUAAACUUAAGUAACUUUACUACUACGAUAAGAAAUCUAGAUGCCUGUGCUGCUAUCUCGACAUAAAGAUUGGUAUUGUAAUUCCCUUUAAGGAAUUGUAAAAAAAAAAAGUUAUCUGUAUGCUGCCUCAAAUUUAAGUACAGUAGAAAAUAUUUUAAAAGAACUAUAUCCAUACCUUCGUCUAUAACCUAUAAAGAAAAGGGAUCAUUGCAAGUCAUUACGUGGAGGUUUACAUUUGUUUCCACCACUGGUUUGGAAUGCAGGGUUAUAGUUAAAACUGCUUGAAGUUAUGGUUGUCGAUUUAUCAAUGGUUUGAUUUGCUAAAACCAUUUGAAUGUAAAGUUUUUUUUUUCUUCAUGGUAUCGUAAAAUUUCCCUAAAAACACUCGACUCAAUAAAUCAGUGGGCAUUCCUCA